Molecule: messenger RNA, 1500 nt
Organism: Brachypodium distachyon (stiff brome)
Lineage: Eukaryota; Viridiplantae; Streptophyta; Magnoliopsida; Poales; Poaceae
Product: peroxisomal (S)-2-hydroxy-acid oxidase GLO3
Exons: 12
Coding region: 152-1273 (373 amino acids)
Cellular component (GO): peroxisome
Molecular function (GO): FMN binding; oxidoreductase activity
Source: RefSeq, a predicted model, not a curated record
CUUUAAAUACCGCAAAACCCCCGAUGACACCACGCGACCUCCCUUCCUUCCUUCCUUCCUCGUUCCGCUCCACUGCUCCAGGACACGAAACGAGCCGUCGAUCGCGCAGCUUCGCCCGUCUCUCCCGGUGCCGGUCCCCCCUUGCAACAACAUGGGAGUGGAGUUGAUCACGAACGUUUCCGAGUACGAGAAGCUCGCCAAGGAGAAGCUGCCCAAGAUGGUGUACGACUACUACGCCUCCGGCGCAGAAGAUCAGUGGACGCUCAAGGAGAACAGGGACGCCUUCUCCAGGAUCCUGUUCCGACCACGCGUGCUGAUCGAUGUGUCCCAUAUCAACAUGGCUACAAACGUCUUGGGCUUCAACAUCUCCAUGCCUAUCAUGAUCGCCCCCACAGCAAUGCAGAGAAUGGCUCACCCUGAAGGAGAGCUUGCUACUGCAAGAGCAGCAGCGUCUGCAGGAACCAUAAUGACAUUGUCUUCAUGGGCUACUUCUAGUGUUGAAGAGGUUAACUCAGUAGGACCUGGGAUACGUUUCUUCCAACUUUACGUUUACAAGGACAGGACCAUAGUACGGCAACUCGUGAGAAGGGCUGAAAUGGCCGGAUUUAAGGCUAUCGCACUGACCGUCGACACUCCAAGGCUCGGUCGCAGGGAAGCUGAUAUCAAAAACAGGUUCACCUUGCCUCCACAUCUGGUGUUGAAGAACUUUGAGGGGCUGGAUAUCGGCACGAUGGACAAGACAAAUGAUUCUGGCCUCGCUUCCUACGUUGCUAGCCAAGUUGACCGGUCUCUUUGUUGGGAGGACGUCAAGUGGCUGCAGACAAUCACCUCGUUGCCGAUCCUAGUGAAAGGGGUCAUGACUGCAGAAGACACUAGACUUGCCGUCGAAAAUGGGGCCGCCGGUAUCAUCGUGUCCAACCAUGGCGCUCGGCAGCUAGACUACGUUCCUGCGACCAUCAGCUGCCUGGAAGAGGUGGUGAGGGAGGCGAAGGGGCGGCUGCCGGUGUUCCUGGACGGCGGCGUCCGGCGCGGCACGGACGUGUUCAAGGCCCUGGCGCUGGGAGCCGCAGGAGUAUUCAUCGGGAGGCCGGUGCUGUACUCGCUGGCCGUGGACGGGGAGGCCGGGGUGAGGAAGGUGCUGCAGAUGCUGCGGGACGAGCUGGAGAUCGCCAUGGCGCUCAGCGGGUGCACGUCGCUGAGGGAGAUCACGCGCGCCCACGUCCUCGUCGCCGCCGACGCCGACACUACUGUCCCCCGCCGCGCCCGGCUCUAGGCGGCACCUGCUCCUGCAUGCGAACUGAAGAUUUCUACGGAGUAGUACUGUUACCCGUGUGUUGAUCGAUUGAUUUGAGAUAUGUGCCGCUAUUCUCGUGCUUCCAUCUCAUGGAUGCAUAAUAAAGGAACGAGCGUGUGUGCGUCCUGGAUGGUACUUAUUGCUGAUGACCCUGAUGUGACUAGCAAUUGCGGCGAAAUGCCUUUAAUAACGUCUUUUGCUAAUCC